UACAUUAACUUCAUUGCGUACAGCGGCGACGGACUUUCAUUUCAUCCGAAAAAACCAAUUUAAAUGAGUCGUAUAUUUUUUUUAAAUUAAAAUCUCUGCGCUACAGUUACGAUCAUAACUUUUGUCGGUUUACAGAACCGUAACAGUUACAUAUUUGCAUAUUUAAGACCAAUGACAGCUUUGACCAGGCGUAAACUAAGUGCAAAGUAGUAUUUCUCGGGAAAAUGCGCAUGAAUUCUUAACCGCAGUUUGUUUAUUUAUUUACCGAGUCUUUACGAAGAGUCUCACACAAUGGCGGAUGGAGCUGUGGUAUUUGGAUCUGGUUUAAACUCAAGUUGCAUGACCUCUCGAGUGAAGAAAGGCAACAAUAACAACACCAGCGCUUCAAUACCAGCGAACAUGAGGAGGAAGACUCGACAGAGUAACAGAAGAGACAUUCACAACCGGGUUGUGUUAGAGAAGGUCUUGGGCAUCACUGCCUCCAGCAGCAGUGCUUUAACCUGUGACCCAAACACUGGUUUAGUGGCAUAUCCUGCAGGUUGUGUUAUUGUCAUCCUGAGCCCAAAGAAAAACAAACAGACACACAUAUUCAACACAUCCAGGAAAACCUUCAGCGCCUUGGCUUUCUCGCAGAAUGGAAAAUAUUUGGUCACUGGUGAGAGUGGGCAUAUGCCACAUGUUCGAGUAUGGGACGUGGCAGAGCGGACACAGGUGGCAGAGCUCCAGUGCCAUAAGUAUGGGGUGGCAUGCGUAGCUUUCUCCCCUAAUGGGAGUUAUAUAGUGUCUGUGGGAUAUCAGCAUGACGGGACUGUCAGCGUCUGGAAGUGGAAGAAGGGGACUGUUAUCGCAUCCAAUAAGGUGUCCAGUCGAGUGCUUGCAGUCUCUUUCUCUGAGGACAACAGCUACUUUGUAACAGCAGGAAACAGACAUGUUAAGUUCUGGUAUCUAGAUGCAUCAAAAGAGAGAAGGGUGAACAGCACAGUGCCUUUGAUUGGUCGUUCAGGAUUGUUGGGUGAACACCAGAACAGUCAGUUUUGUGGUUUGGCUUGUGGUCGUGGCUCUAUGGCCAACAGCACUUACUGCAUCACACACAUGGGUCUGUUGUGUCAGUUUAACACUAACAGACAACUGGAUUCAUGGGUUGACCUAAAGACCACAUCAGCACAGUGCCUGUCGGUGAGCGAGUCGUUUGUUUUUUGCGGUUGUGCAGAUGGCACAGUGCGUGUAUUCAGCCCAAAGGACCUCCGUUACAUCACUACUUUACACCGGCCACAUUGCUUAGGAGUGGAUGUGUCUCAGGGUAUUCAGCCAGGACAUCUGUUUGGGGCAAAUCCAGAAUCUCAGUAUCCAGAUACCCUGGCUUUAACGUUCGAUCCUGUGACCUGCCACUUGACUUGUGUGUAUAAUGACCACAGCGUGUACGUAUGGGACGUGAGAGACAUUCGAAAUGUAGGGAAGGUUUACUCGGCUCUGUAUCACAGCGGAUGUGUUUGGAGUGUGGAGACUUACCCUGAGCUAGAAGAUCCAUCAGCGGCGUGUUUGUCUCCUGGCUCUUUCCUCACCUGUUCCUCAGAUAACACCAUUCGCCUGUGGAAAUCUGAGUCACCUCAGAGUCACAGCCAAGGACUUGGCCAUCGCCACAACCUUUACAGUCAGGACCUCAUGAGGAUUGUGUAUGUAGAUGAAGACACACAGUGCCUCAAAGCUGAGGCUGAGAAAGCUGAGGGAAGCAGCCAGGAUAGUAAAUCUGGCAUCAGGGUGAUGGGUGUCAGCCCAGAUGGACAACAUUUGGCUGCCGGAGAUCGCAAUGGGAACUUGAGAAUUUUUGGGUUGCACUUUCUCGAUGAGCUGACAAAAAUCGAAGCCCAUGAUUCAGAGGUUUUGUGUCUGGCGUUCUCCCCAAAAGAAACUGGUCUGCAGUUGUUGGCCUCAGCAAGUCGUGAUCGACUCAUUCAUAUCUUUGACAUGGAGAGAAGUUAUCACCUUGUACAGACCGUUUACGAUCAUUCAGCCUCUAUCACUGCCAUCAAGUUCACGGGACUGAAUUCAGAGGUGUGUAUGGUCAGCUGUGGCGCUGAUAAAAGCAUUUACUUCCGAUCUGCUGAGAAGACCACUGAGGGUUUGAACUUUUCACGAUCUCAUCAUAUAGUGGAGAAGACGACUCUGUAUGACAUGGACCUGGAUGCCACACGUACACACACUGCUAUCGCGUGUCAGGAUCGUAACAUCAGAGUUUACAAUGUGAGGAGUGGCAAAAUGAAGAAGUGCUUUAAAGGCUCCCUGAAUGAUGAUGGGACUCUGCUCAAGGUCCAAUUGGAUCCUUCAGGGAUGUUUUUGGCCACCAGCUGUUCGGACAAAAAUAUCUGCAUCUUUGAUUAUGAGUCAGGAGAGUGUGUAGCCACCUUAUUUGGUCAUUCGGAAAUUGUUACAGGUAUGAAGUUCAGCCAGGACUGUAGGCACCUAAUCACUGUAUCUGGUGACAGCUGUGUGUUUGUAUGGCGACUGGACUCACAGAUGACCAACUCGAUGAGGAAGAAGUUGGCUGAAAGGAAAGAUUUGUCAGGCCUGAGGCUUCAAAGGGUUCCCAGUAAAGAGCAAACCAUCAGGAGAGAGACGUACAUCGCUGUGCCUUGCAGUGCACCACCUCGUGUGGAGGAGGAAGAGGAGGGCAGCUUAAUGCCCAAAGACAAUCAGGAAGAUGGUACUGAGGACUGCAGCACUCCUAACCGGCUCGACUCUGCCGAUGUAUCUCUAGAACCUGUGGUGCUUCAAACCAAUGGUAAAAUGCCCAUGUGGGUCCGCAGACUGGGUGGAGGUGAAAACGAUGGUGGUGUAGCCAGCAGAGCGCAGUAUCAGCCACAGGGCCGCUGGGCGGUGCAGUCAGAUCCACUAGCCAUCCGCACAGUAUUGGAGAUGAAGAGUAUGCAGCUUCCUCUAUCACACACCCCCUGUAGAGCCGUGGGAGAGGAAGAGGAUGAGGAAGACUCUCACUUUCAUCCACAAAGUUUGGACAGUCUGCUGGAUGAAGAUCUAGAUGAUAAUGAUUUGGAGGAAGAUGAUAAAAUUUGCCGUGUCUCUACAGGUGGAUUUGGGUCUUCACUUCAAGGGCCAGACUUUACGCAGUUGCCACAAGGAGAGGAGAACUUUGCUCCAGAGCUCAGCUCACUAGAGAAGACCGCCUAUAUUUUAUACCCAGCCAACAGCACUGCCUUGUCUACUGGAGAAGGAGAGUUUGAUGUUAAAGCUUUGUGUGAGGGGGCAGGUGAAGACCCCGAGGAAGAAGAGCUAAGCCCAGAUAGCGCCUGUUCAGCCGAGAGCCCGGCCUCCCAAAGCGAUCAACCCCAUGACCUGGACACAGAUUCCCUCAGUCAUGUGAGCUCCACAGGAAGUUCAGGAGUUGAGGAGAUCGAGGAUGAAGAAGAAUCUGGGACUCUGCUUCGACAACACUUUGACACUAUGGCUGUGGCCGCUAAUGAGAACUUCAACACAGAUCUGAGCGGUCUGCAGCCCAAUACAGAAAGUCACUUCCUCAAUCCACGUCUAAGUAUCUCCACACGCUUCCUCUCUCGAUUUCAGGGUCGUUUCCGUUCUGUAGGGACUGGUAACAGACCUGCCGCCAGUCUGCCCAGUAUACCAGAUGAAUCCACUGAUAGCUGUCAGACACUGGAUUGCACAACGGUUAAAUCGAAGCUUUCACAUAACUGCAGUGGCACGGAUAGCAUUAAGGAAGAGGGUGAGAAAAAAGUUCCCAAGAAGCGUUCCUCAAUAUCUGCUCGGAAAUCUUCUCGCAGUUUAUCUAUGUACCGCUGGAAAACUGCUCUAGGAGAAAUCACAAACAAAACCAUUCAGUCCAAAUCCCAAAAUGCCGUCAGCACCAUCACCACCAAAUCAGCCAGCAAUGCUUGUGAGGCAUCUGGAGGACGCUACAGCCAAAGCUACAUGGGUCCCACUGCCAGCUCUCGUGCCAAGAUGUCCCGGAGCAACUCGGUGGAGGGUAUGAACGUUUGUGCGUCUGAGGAAACCAUCAUACAAUCCUUGACUUUAGACCUAAAUGUAGAGCAAUGUAAAGAGAACAUCCUCCCUGAUUCUCAUUCAACAUCAGCCCUUUCCACUCGUGCCCCGGGUAACCACAGUGCUCGGGCAGCUCUUCGAUUGGACCUCGGUGCCACAGAUCGUGUCAGCCUGUCACCUGCGUCGCUCAAGAACCGUCUGGGAAAAGUAGAGCAGACCGAGACUCCACGUCGACAGGCUUUGGUGACGCCAACAGAAAUGCGUUCACUGGGUAAAGAGUGUCGACAGCAGAUCAAUAAUAUUGAGCAGAGUUUGACUCCUAAGGCCACAAACAGAGUUUCAACUGGGUCCGAAGUGUGUCCUGGGAACUUUAAAGAAUCAGAAAUCAAUGACAACACGGUCGAGGAUAAACUGGCCUCAGAGUUGUGUGAGGACGAACAGGCAUCAGGUCCGACCUCAGUGAUCAACUCGGACUCUCAAAACACAGAAACAAAAGACUGCGUACAAGAAGAUCCAGGUUUCUCUGGAGAAACGUUGAGUGUCCAGAUGUGUAAGGAGAUGGUGAAUGAACUGUGGCACACAAUCCAUAAAGCAGCCGACUUUUAUAGCAAGUUGUGCUCCACGCAAGAGUCAUCUGAACAGCAGGAACAGAUGAAGAGCAUUUUACAGGAGGCAUUUGUGGGUGUACAGAGCGAGUUAAACUCCCUCUGCCCACAGGAGAAGAAGAGCGGCCGCCCCGUGCCGGAGGACUCUCCCGGACGCCAGCUCAGAGAUGACAGGACUGUUGCUCUUUUGGAGAAAUACUCGGAGAUGCUCUUGCUGCGGAUGACUGAAAAAGGAGCACACGUGCUCGAGUAACUGCUCGGUCUCAUAUAUCAGAUUCAUUUGCCUUUGGUUUUUAGCCCUAAUUGUGUAGCGCUUGGCUAAAAACCUCUGAAGGGAUAUUCCCAAAAGCACCUUUACUUUACGCCUGAAUGUUUGUUUUUAUUAAGUUUUUAAAUAAAAAUGUAAAUUCAUACUUUUAGGAAUAAUGUUUAAUUCAUUUCAAAACACUGAGUAUUUGUUUGUAUACAGUAUCUGAAUCUUUGCACACUACAUUUCAGUGCUCGAGUGUAUUUGGUCACAUACACUUCAUAAUCAAUUUUGUCCUCAAAUAUUUUAAGGCAUUUAUCAAAGCAAACUUUGCAGGCCAGCAAUGUGUACAGUUUAAAACAGUAUUAUUAUUUUAAGUUGAAUUAUGAAUUGUGUACUACGGUUGGUGUUCAGGGUCUGUUUUGUUUGAAUCGAGAUAUUUGUAGUUUUACACAUUUUGUGCCAUCACAACCACGCAGACUGACUAAGAAGUGUUGCGUUACGUUGCGUGUUCCUUAAAAAUACUGACUUUUAGACAUUUGUCAAAUGUCAGGCGGUGACUCACAAUUUGCUGUCACUGGUGUGUUAUUUAUGCUUUCAUGUUGAUGUGCAAUCUUUUUCUUUCAUAAUAAAUGUAUAGGCAACUUCUUGGGUUUACUUUGUACAUAUGUUUUAAUCUGUUGUUUGUUUGCAUUAUUUUAUUAUUAAACAUUUUAAAUAUG
Molecule: messenger RNA, 5585 nt
Organism: Misgurnus anguillicaudatus (oriental weatherfish)
Lineage: Eukaryota; Metazoa; Chordata; Actinopteri; Cypriniformes; Cobitidae
Source: RefSeq, a predicted model, not a curated record